Molecule: messenger RNA, 820 nt
Organism: Oppiella nova
Lineage: Eukaryota; Metazoa; Arthropoda; Arachnida; Sarcoptiformes; Oppiidae
Source: the annotation of a GenBank genome assembly
AUUUCAUGAACAGCUAAACAGACAUCAAAUGAAUUGACAAAAAGUUGUCAAAAAAUAAAACUUCAAAAAAUCAAAACCAAAUUAAAACUAAAUAAUCAAAAAGUUUGCGACAAUUAAGCCGACAAUGAGUGACAGCAUAUUCGUGCCCAUCGGGGGGCGACCGAUAAGCGCCGGUAGCGACCAGUGGACGGGCUAUACGGCGAUCUACGGGUGCGUUUCGGUGGGAAAUGUGCCGCAAUUGGCCAUCGAUUUGCUCGUAUCGACACUAUUGGACGCAAACACGUGUCGACCCGUUGGGCACCUGUACUCAUCGGCACUGAUGCCGCUGUCCGGUCCGGACGCCUACCGUUUCGGAGGCCAAUCACUGACCACAUCGGCUCAGGUGUAUGAAAGCGCGGACCGAAAGCUACUGAUUAUACAACAGCGCACACCUCUCUAUAAGGAGUUACGCAAAGAGUUUUACGAGGCGUUCACCAAAUGGUUGGGCGCCUACCGACUGAAACGGGUGCUGAUCCUGAGUUCCAGUUUCAUCGAGCACUUGGCCUCAGCGCUGGACUCCGGCGACUGUUAUCCCAUGAAAUACAUGACUAACGCUACCGGCGCUCAGCACCCGGUGGACCCUAAUUGGCAACCCGUGGAAAGGGUGGACGCGUUUACACUGCAGGCCUCGGCGGACGGUGUGCUACACCUGCCCGGCAGUGGUUCCCUCCAAGAGCUGCUCAAAUGGUUGGACAAAAAGGGUGUUCCCGGCGUAGGACUGGUGCUGUACUGCUCGGAAGGCGAUAAUAGACCCCAUUCUCAGGCGCUGAUGAAUGCCGUG